Molecule: messenger RNA, 923 nt
Organism: Mytilinidion resinicola
Lineage: Eukaryota; Fungi; Ascomycota; Dothideomycetes; Mytilinidiales; Mytilinidiaceae
Exons: 2
Coding region: 119-679 (186 amino acids)
Molecular function (GO): protein binding
Source: RefSeq, a predicted model, not a curated record
GCUAGUGAUUUGGGCAUGGUUGGGUGGUGUUGAGGUUAGGGAAAGGUCAGACGUGGUUGCAUAUAGGAGGUAUCGGGAGUCGGGGAUUAGGAGUGGUAGGCCUAAAAGCUCCAUUUCUAUGGUGAACGGGCCGUCCCAAUGUCUCUUCGAUCUACAACACCCUCCACCUCUGCGUCUCCUCCACACCACUUCCCUCACCUCCUACUGGCACUCAAGCACCCUCCGCCUUACCCAGCAGCUCAAACAGAACUCGGGUACGAUGCGCUCUGCAUACUCUCCAGAACCGAGCGGCGAACGACAUUGGCGGUAUGCCCGAGCCCGAGACUCUUCUCCUGAAUCCAGUCCUGAAUCAGAGCCAUCUGCAGCCGCUCAGAAGGUCGGGCGAAUUGUGGAACUCGUGGAAGAAAUACUGCAACACCUUCCAUUUGUCGAACCCCUCUCAGCCAAACUUGUGUGCGAGCAGUGGCACGAUACCAUUGGAGGCUCCCUACCUCUCCAGCGACAACUAUUUUUCCGCCCGGUUGCACAAGCUCCGACCCUCACCCGUGCGGUAUCGUUCGAGGUUUUCGACGCCGUCAUCGUAGUCCCAUCUAUAAACCCGGUCUGGAGGGUAUCUAUCGGAAACCUGCACUUUCGGUGGCGAGGUCGGGGCAGGUGGUUGGUCAUUCAUAGUCGGUGAAGAGUCGGCCAUGGGCACUUGGCAAUACCUAAGUACAGAAAGCAAGUCUAAGAGAAGCACAAUGACGUGGGUGUAUUGACUGUGAGCUGUGGGGCAAAGAUGUUUUGUAAGUGACUCCAAAAGUUUUGAUAGUAGAAGGCGUGGGAAUGGAACUGGACGAUUGGUUUAUGUGCCUCGUACCCCUGAAUGUAGUCACUCGAUUGCCACAACUCCGACUUUGUCCUCACUCGGACGUCUUAAGGCA